Solanum stenotomum is the source of this 2240-nucleotide messenger RNA. Its product is annotated as rRNA (cytosine-C(5))-methyltransferase NOP2C. The transcript has 14 exons. Gene Ontology annotation, biological process: RNA methylation. Gene Ontology annotation, molecular function: methyltransferase activity; RNA binding. The coding region runs from base 33 to 2228 and encodes 731 amino acids. Lineage: Eukaryota; Viridiplantae; Streptophyta; Magnoliopsida; Solanales; Solanaceae. The record is from RefSeq and is a predicted model, not a curated record.
CUUUCCCCCUCCUCCGCCUGUAAAUUGAAUGAAUGCAGAAAGGGAGGGACUUCAUCAAAGCCAUUCGUAGAAGCUUCUUCACUCUCCACAGCAACACUUCCGUUACUCAGAUGGAUCAAUCAACGCGUUACCGUUACAGUCCAACUUUGAAAUGGAACCCUAUGGUUGAAGAAUACUUCAUCAAAGCUUACGGAGCUGAUCAUUUCUCUCGGAUUUCUACUGCUCUCACGCGCCCAUCAUGUUACUCUUGUAUCCGUGUGAAUACGCUCAAAUCAACAAGUGAUGCUGUUAUUGAGAAGCUUUUGGAAAUUUUUAAGGAAAGAGGAAUGCACGAUGUUGCAGUUCAAGAAUCUUCUACUACAUGGGAACCAGAUAACUGUUGUAAGGCAACCUUAAAAUGCACUGGAAGUGCAGAAUCUCUUAAGGCCAUCAAAAGUAUCUCAAAGUGUCAAUUUCCUGGCUUGGAUUAUGUGGUUUUUGUUGAAGGUUCAGGACCGCAUGCAAUUCAUUAUGGGGAUGACGAAGGCAAACCUCUUAAGGAGGUAAUUGUGAGCCGAAAGUGUGCAGAGGCAGUUCUUCGUGGUGCCCAAGUUUAUGUGCCUGGUGUUUUGGCAUGCAGUGCUCAUGUUGAAAGAGGUGAUGCAGUUGCAGUUUCAGUUGCUGUGGAACAGUAUGGUCCAGAUGGUGGAUGGGGUGUUGCAAUGACACGCGGGACUGUUCUACAAGGAUCACAAGAAGAUCCUUAUUAUUUUGAAAGAGAUGGCUUCUACAUUGGCCAAGCAACAGCAAUGAUGUCAAGAGCUGGAAUGUUUCGUGUUACUGAAGGGGUUGCGGUGGAUAUGAAGGAAAGAGUAUACAGACUACCCUCCUUUUAUGGUAUAACUUUCUCGCCUUUUCCAGCAUUUUUGAAAUCAUUUACAGGAUAUUAUGUGCAUAUAUCUUUAUGGCAUACUCUGGAGGCAACAGUAGCAAAUGUCAGGGACAACCAAAGAUGGAACCUCUCUUUCAGGAGAAUGUUGAAUGGCUGGGGGAUAGACAACCUAACUAAUUUCUACAGUUCUCUAGAGCAGGCCAAUAACCUUCACAAUAAUGAAGAUAAUCUACACUGGUUGAGGGCCAAUAAUUGGAAAUUCACAGUAAAAUCAGCUUACAGACACCUUGAUAGGCCAGCUGCAAUGCUCUUACCAUGGCCUUGGAAGAUAAUAUGGAAAGUUAGAGUACCUCACAAGGCAACAGUAAAAGGAGAAACUAGAGAAGCAGAUGGAACUGGAGAACAAAUUGUUCGGAAAUUCAGAAUCACCUGUUGUCUCUACCUCAGAUCAGAGGUGGAGGUCGCCGGAAAAGAAUGCUUGGUGACUGUCCCUGAUGUCGCUGAUUAUCGCACAGCGAGGAAGAGGGCCAAAUUUCGCUGGUCCACUUUUUUGAAGAGAUCUAAUUGUGUUACAAUUAUACAGGUGCUUGGAAUUCAGAAAUUAGCGGCUGAGAUGGGUUUAAGCUGUAUAACUACAUAUAAGCUUGAUGCACUGAAGUCUGUUUGCCAUGGAGCUGAAUCUGAUAGUUUGCCUAACACAAGCAGUGCUGAGGAUGCGCGAACACCAGAUUUAUUAUCCACUGGUAUAGAUGGAUUUGAUGCAAAGUUGCUAUUCGAAAAGAAUUUCAAUGAUUUGCAGCUGAAGGAUGGUCAGUACCCUAGUAAAGCUGAACUACGAAAACGUAUUAGGCAACUAAAAAAUGGGCCAGGAAGGAAUCACACUGCUGGUGGGAGGGUUGAAAAGUCUAAAGGGUUUUCUCCCAAUAGCUUUGAUCGUGUGCUACUUGAUGCUCCUUGCUCUGCAUUAGGUUUAAGACCUCGUCUCUUUGCUGGAGAGGACACAAUUGAUUCCUUGAGGAGUAAUGCCAAAUAUCAGAGACGAAUGUUUGACCAAGCUGUUCAGCUUGUUCGCCCAGGUGGAGUCAUUGUCUAUUCCACAUGUACGAUAAACCCUGGUGAGAAUGAAGCAUUGGUUCGAUAUGCAUUGGACAAAUAUGAGUUUCUCUCGUUGGCAUCUCAGCAUCCAAAAGUUGGAGGACCCGGCCUUACUGGUAGUUGUCAAUUGUCUGAUGGAUUUGUUGAGGAAUGGUUAAGGCCCGGUGAAGAAAAUCUUGUUCAGAGAUUUGAUCCAUCAUCCGACCUUGAUACAAUAGGAUUUUUCAUAGCCAAGUUCAGUGUUGGACCCAAAAACAUCUGAGUUGAAUGUGAC